AUGGGCACGCCUGUAAGCAACGGCGCUCCGGGGAAUCAAGCUGCAACUGUAAUUGCAGUUGUGGUAUGCCUGCUGAGUGUUGCAACAAUUCUACUUGCGGGUCGCAUCUACGCUCGGUGCGUAUUAGUAAAUGCCCCAGGGAUCGAUGACUGGGCCGCCCUCAUAGCUUGGAUCCUCACCGUUGCGACUGGAGUAGAUGUAGCGCUAGCUACCCGAUACGGCCUGGGAUACCACACAGCGACACUGCAAGUGGAGACAAUGAUUGCGUAUGCGAAAUGUUUUUUUGUUCUAAUUAUUCUCUAUAAUCACGCCUUAACCGCUACCAAGAUCGCUUUCCUGUUGCAGUACCGCCGCGUCUUUCUGAGGACUAAAAUGCGGCUAGCAUGCAACAUUGGAAUUGGGAUUGUCGCACUUUGGGGUCUACUCCAGGUUUUAUUGACUGUCUUUUUCUGCAAACCAAUAUCUGGAUUCUGGGAUGUUACAAUUGAAGCGCAGUGCUUUCCGAGACUGCCCUUAUGGUAUAUUAAUUCGGUAUUCAAUAUUGUUAGCGACAUUGUCAUCUUUGUCCUUCCGCUACCUGGGUUGCGAACACUGCAGCUGGUCAAGGCCCAGAAGCGAGUUUUGAUCGGUGUUUUCUGUCUUGGUUUCUUCAUUUGCGCUAUCUCCAUUGUACGCAUUCAAACUCUCAAAGAGGCCGCAGUAACGAAAGAUCCUACCUGGAACGGCGUGGCCGCUGCCUGUUGGAGUAUGGCCGAACUUGGCUGCGGCAUCAUCUGUCUGUGCAUCCCGACUCUGCGUCCUUUAGCAAUGCGGCUGUUCCCUGGCAUGCUACAGUCAAAUCUAGGGAGGGGAGCCGAAGGCUACGAGAUGCAUCCGGACUCGAGGGAUAUUCACGUUAAGCGUGAUUUUGACGUGCAAGGGAGCAAGGACAGUCUGUGCCCAGAUACGCAUUUUGAGACGAACCAAUCCAGUGCAUCGGGUGCAAGUAGGGCUCAGAGUGGUAGUGGUAUAUCUGUCGUGGAAUCAACUGGCUAA
This is a messenger RNA of Exserohilum turcica Et28A, 1035 nucleotides long. RefSeq lists its product as uncharacterized. The record is from RefSeq and is a predicted model, not a curated record. The transcript has 5 exons. NCBI's taxonomy places the organism in Eukaryota, Fungi, Ascomycota, Dothideomycetes, Pleosporales, Pleosporaceae. Bases 1 to 1035 code for a protein of 344 amino acids.